Molecule: messenger RNA, 669 nt
Organism: Scutellospora calospora
Lineage: Eukaryota; Fungi; Glomeromycota; Glomeromycetes; Diversisporales; Gigasporaceae
Source: the annotation of a GenBank genome assembly
AUGAAUGAAAAUCCGAAUGAUUUUGAUUUUGUGACUAUAAAUGAAGAACCGGAAGAUUUUCUUAUAAGUAAAGAACCAGAACAUACACAUUUUAUGAAUAAAAAAUCAAACAAUCUUGUUAUAAAUGAAGAAGCCAUAAAUUCCUUUGACUCCGAAUCUGAGACAGACUUAAUAGAGAGUCGUGAUGAUGAAUUAUUUCAAAAUGAAGCCGAACCACCAUCUUUAUUUUCUGGAAAAAGAUUUGAUACAUGGGAAGCAUGCGAAUUAGUCCUUCGUCGAAGGACUUAUUUAUGUGAUCACAGUGGCUUUUACGAAUCAAAUAUAGAAAAGAAUACAAACACAAAAAAGAUGCAGUGUCCUUUUCAUAUUAAUGUAUCUUGCCUUAAAGUUAACAAUAUAGAGAGUUCUAUAUUAAUUAACAAAAUAGAAGAUAGUCAUAAUCAUUUAUUAGACCAAGGCAGAAUCAUGUUUGAAGAUAGGAAACAAUUUACUGCUGAGAUGCUAGCUGAUGUAAAAUUUAUGACUGAAAAUUGUAAAUUUGAAGCUACUAUACAAAGAAAGUUCCUAGAAAACAAGUAUCCAACACAAACAAUCUGUUCCAAGGACUUGUAUUCUGCAAUACAAAAAUUUCACUCUACUAACAAAUCAUUGCUUAAUGAUGUAGCAAGG